CAAUAACUGACGCCACGAUUCGCUACUAUCUUUGCGCUCCCCGCCGAUGCCCCUGCGCCCCGCUAACGACGCUGUUCAGCUAUAGUUUUUCGGCAUGGAAUGGUCCAGAGAUGGCCGCGGAAGCAACGGAAGCCAGAGUCUCCCCGCGAGAGUUGAUGGAAUGGGAGGCGUGUUUGCAGGAGCCAUCGUCCCUGCUGCCGUCGACGUCGACCCCCUCCGUGUUGCAGCGAGUCACAACAACAGUGGGAAGCAGAGGCAGGGCUGCAACAUGCACAUUAGGGUUACUCCCUAAGGGAAACCAAUACUCUCUUCUUCUUCUGAUUCCGAUGAUGAAUCGUCAAUUUGUCCGCGUGCACUCGGCCCCGCAGCUGGGAUCCCGUAUCCAUCCAUCCCUGCGUCAAAAAAUGCUAGCCCGGAAGAAGUCAAUUUUUCACAAGAAGCACAUUCAACAUUACAUCUACGGGAUGCCUUUGCAAAAAUCCUCGUUGCAUGGUGCACUGGACGGAAACAUGAUCUCAGUAUCGAGGAUGCUAUAGGCCAUGCUCUCAUACAUGGGUGUACAUGAUCGAUCGAUACAUAAAAAUCAUGCAAACAGAUGGGUGAGUUUUAGAAAUAAUGCACACAUGACCCAUGGUGGAAUCGAAGUACUAUGAUAUUGAUUGAGUUCAAUGAGGGCAGCCGUCGACGUGUCCGCCCUCUCAGUGCAAUCGUACCUCGUCCGUUUCACGGACGGCGGGUGGCGCGAUCAAGUUGCAUCAGUGAGGGUGUUCCACGACGACCAGGCCACACCAUUCCGCGUCCAGGAAUGGUCGCCUGACUUCGACGCCGGACUCGUGCGUUCACGUUACCGCGUGCGAGUGCUCCUAGAGUGCGUCCCUAAGCAGGCGUGGUCGCUUGAGAUGGCGAAGAAACUG
Molecule: messenger RNA, 914 nt
Organism: Triticum dicoccoides
Lineage: Eukaryota; Viridiplantae; Streptophyta; Magnoliopsida; Poales; Poaceae
Exons: 3
Coding region: 111-536 (141 amino acids)
Source: RefSeq, a predicted model, not a curated record